Messenger RNA from Paramecium octaurelia, 571 nucleotides. The record is from the annotation of a GenBank genome assembly. Lineage: Eukaryota; Ciliophora; Oligohymenophorea; Peniculida; Parameciidae.
AUGCUGAUUGAUAAUUAAUUUCUACAUAAUCAUAAUCAUGUUCAGAUAAAACACAAACGAUAAGCCCCAAAAACUGAGAGAAUGUCCUUGAAAUUGACUAAUGUAUCACCUAUUCGCAGUUUUCAUCAAACUGAACGUGAUCAAUUAGAGUAACUAAUUAAAUAGAGCAUUUAAAAUCCAAAGAACAUCAAUGUAAAGUAUAACUAAUAAUUUAAUAUAGUGUCUUUUGAAUCAAUUUUUAUCUCGAAAAUAAGAAGAAAGCAGAAUAAGAGUCUAUUCAUAACCUCAGAUCUAAACCGGAGAAUGUUCACCUUAUAAAAAAAUUAUCAAGUAUAAAGCAUCAAGCAGACGUAGCAGCAAAGAAAAACAAACAGAUAGUACUCCUAUUUCACCGAAUAGUUCCCUAACAUUUAAAAAACAACUUACUAUUCACAUUGAAUCAACUUAUUCAUAAAGAAAAUAACUAACUAUUUCUAAACUAUCAACUAAUGAUUUGAUUUAAUAUCAUAAGCAACUGAUUUAAAGGGCUUAAAAAAUGUUCCUUUGUGCAUAAAAUAAGCGAUCAAAAUGA